AUGAACUUUGCCAUCCUCUUCACCUCUCUCCCUCUCCCCCCCCCUUCUGCGCACGGUGUUCCAAGCAGUCUUACACUUGCUGCUGAUACACGUUGCAGCACCUCUGCCUCCCUAGCUGGCAGCGGUGUUUGGUGUCGGGUGGAGUCCGAAAGCACCGGCGGAAGUAUGCGUGGGCUGCAGCUCUCUCGUCACGCAUGGCGGCCCCGUUUGUCCAGCGCGGCGGUGGCUCUGUGCACACCCAGUAGCUGCAUCAGGAACACGUCAGGAGCGGCGGAUGACGUCACCGCCUCGUGCACAAAUCGAGCAGCCUCUGCCGUGUACAGCACGCAGCGCCUGUACAGCACGACACAAGAGGGGCAAAGCACCAGCGGCGAUGCGAACAGCCACAGCAGUGCCACCGCGGGCGCCAGUGUGAAUGCUGACGCGACGACCGACGACGCUAUGGAUCUCGUUUGGUCAUACAUGCCGGAUGUGCACGGGCCGAAUCACGAGGCGAUGUUGACGAGCACCCCGCAUGUGGACAGUCGCGCAUCCGACGCGAGCAACACAGCCGCGUCCUCGCCGCCGCCACCAGUGUCGUACGUGUGGGUAUCUAUGCACAACAUGCCCCGCAACUGGCUGCAUGAGGACAUUGUGGAGAUGAUUCACCAAGUCGCCGAGCACGCAGACAUCGCCGCACCCGAGGCUCCCCGCUCGUCAGAGUCCGCGGCGGGAGAAGAGGACGAAGAGGGGCACACCGGUGAGGGCACCAGCAGCGCGCUGAACCACGUGUCCUCGCCGUUUGUGCGCCGCCUGCACAUCCCUUUUGGCCGCCGCACUGGUCUUGUGUACGGCAGCCCGAAGCUGCUACUCACCUCGCGGCAGCUCGCCGACUAUCUCAUCCAUGAACUCAGCUUCGACCCAGACGACUUCCGCAGCCGCGUGUACUUUACCCACACAAAGCCGGAAGAGUUGCCACGUGGCUAUCAACAGCAGCAGCAGCAGCCACACGAGGGGGGAAGUGCUGGAGGUGAUGCAGCCAACGGUGACGGGGUGGCGCACGUUACGUACACCCCAAUUGAGGAGACGGUGGAGCGGGAGCAGGACGACGCACUGCGCACGUUGGUGCUCGACCGCUACCUGUUCGCCCCGGACCUGCUCCUCGACAUUGCCAAGUCGCAUCAGCGGCGACUCGUCACUAAAAACGAGAAGGUACUGCUGGACGCCUUCGUCGACGGCGAGGAAGACAGCGAUGAUGAGGCGGAAGACGAAGAUGGCGGCAACGUUGAGGAUGACGACGCAGUAAGCGGCGUCAGCGGUGCCGACGGCGACGCUGAACGUGUUGCUGCUUCGCUCACGCGCCAUCAGCGGCGGCGGCGGCAGCGGCACCGUGCCACGUCAAAGGGCGGGCCUGGUAAGAGGCAGAAGUCGUCCCCCACACGACGUGUUCGGGCGGGUACGCAGAAGCAUCUGGGCCGCGGAUCCAUGCACAACAUGCCCAUCCCGAAGCCGUACGUGGCGGGCCGCAAUCUAUAG
Leishmania mexicana MHOM/GT/2001/U1103 is the source of this 1515-nucleotide messenger RNA. RefSeq lists its product as hypothetical. The record is from RefSeq and is a predicted model, not a curated record. NCBI's taxonomy places the organism in Eukaryota, Euglenozoa, Kinetoplastea, Trypanosomatida, Trypanosomatidae. The transcript has a single exon. The coding region runs from base 1 to 1515 and encodes 504 amino acids.